AGCAGCCCUCACUAGAUUCCCAUCCUGUUAGGACAAUGUUCGACGCGCGGCGUUGAUGUGAUUCAUGAGCGUGCAUUUGAGAGCGCACUACGAGACUUCAGCUCUGUGACGCUCCCUCUUAUUUUAUCACCCUCCCUCUCCAAAACAAAUCAAAGAACAAUCAAAGAUAGAAUGGAAGUGGAUCCCGUCACCUUCCUCUCCCUCCUCCUCCUCCUGCUCGCCACCCUCUAUCUCUCCUACCACCUCCACCACCACCGCCGGCGCGACCGCCUUCCGCCAUCGCCGCCGGCCCUUCCCCUCAUCGGCCACCUCCACCUCCUGACCUCCAUGCCCCACCACGCCCUCGCUCGCCUCUCCAGCCACCUGGGCCCCAUCCUCUCCCUCCGCCUCGGCCGCGUCCCGUUCGUCGUCGUCGCCUCUCCGCGGCUCGCCCGCGAGGUCCUCAAGACCCACGACGCCGCCCUCGCCUCCCGCCCCGCCCUCCUCUCCGCCCGAUACCUCUCCUUCGGCUGCUCCGACGUCACCUUCUCGCCCGCCGGUCCCUACUGGCGCCAGGCCCGCCGCCUCUGCGUCUCCGAGCUCCUCUCUCCCCACCGCGUCGCCGCCUACGGCCUCGUCCGCCGACAGGAGGUCCAUCGCCUCCUCCGCUCCGUCGCUUCCUCCGCCACCGCCGGCGGCAGUGGGGGUUGCGCCGUCGAUCUCAGCGCCCGGUUCUUCAACCUCGCUAACGACGUGCUCUGCCGCGUCGCCUUUGGUCGGCGCUUCUCCGCCGCGGGUUCCCGGCUGCCGGAGGUGCUUGCGGAAUCGCAGGCGCUGUUCGCGGGGUUCACGUUGGGCGAUUUCUUCCCCGGGUUGGAGUGGGUGAACUCGGUGACGGGGCUGCGGCGGCGGCUGGAGAAGAACCGCGACGACUUGAGCGCCGUCUGCGACGAAAUAAUCGCCGACCACCAACGUCGAAUCGGCGGGCCGGAUCGCGAGGAGGAGGACUUCUUGGAUGUCCUGCUCCGGAUCCAGAAGUCCCCAGAUCUGGAGGUUCCCAUCACUGACGAUAAUCUCAAAGCCCUCGUCCUGGAUAUGUUUGUUGCUGGAACUGAUACAACCUCAGCAACUCUUGAAUGGGUGAUGACAGAGCUAGCCAGGCACCCUCAAGUAAUGAAGAAAGCACAAGAGGAGGUGAGAGGGAUUGUAGGAAGCAAAGGAAUUGUAGAGGAGAGUGACAUUGAUCAAUUUCACUGCAUGAGGGCUGUAAUAAAGGAGACCCUGCGAUUGCACCCGCCAGCUCCUCUUCUAGUUCCGCGAGAAUCCAUCAAGGCAUGUGUCAUUGAUGGCUAUGAAAUCCCUGCCAAAACAAGAGUAUUGAUUAAUACUUAUGCAAUUGGGAGGGACACUCGGACAUGGCAGAAUCCUCUGGGGUUCAACCCAGAAAGGUUUGACGACAUCGAUAUCGACUUUAAGGGGCAGCAGGAUUUCAAGCUGUUGCCAUUUGGAGGAGGGAGGAGAGGCUGUCCUGGUUAUUCUUUUGGGUUGGCCACUAUAGAAACUGCACUCUCUAAGCUUCUGUAUCAUUUUGAUUGGGAGUUGCCACCUGGUGUUGGUGCUGAAGAUGUUGACAUGAGUGAGAUUUUUGGACUUGCUACGAGGAAGCGAGAACCAUUGAUCCUAAUUGCAAGAACUAGUCAAGGUUAUGAGUUCAAGGAGGAUGAACAAAGUGAAGCUUGAUAGUAAAAUUUCAAUUACUUUCAUUUGGAUACUUCAAACUUUAACUAUUAAAUGCAUCUUGAUUUUGCUUUGAUUAUUGUGGAAAUGUGUUGUUCGAGAUUCUUCAGGCAUACUUUUUUGGUUUAUGAAAAUUUUUCUUUCCAUGGA
Messenger RNA from Phoenix dactylifera (date palm), 1866 nucleotides. RefSeq names its product tryptamine 5-hydroxylase-like. The record is from RefSeq and is a predicted model, not a curated record. Lineage: Eukaryota; Viridiplantae; Streptophyta; Magnoliopsida; Arecales; Arecaceae. Gene Ontology annotation, molecular function: heme binding; iron ion binding; monooxygenase activity.